Messenger RNA from Danio rerio (zebrafish), 2329 nucleotides. Lineage: Eukaryota; Metazoa; Chordata; Actinopteri; Cypriniformes; Danionidae. The record is from RefSeq and is a predicted model, not a curated record.
AUUCCACAUCUUUGUGAAAGAUCUAUAAAUAUCCUCCAGUUGGAGCUGGGUUGAAGUCCUGGGACAGCUGAUGAAUCCCGGAACUGACUGAGCCCUGACUCCUUUCUCCACCAGAAGCAGAAGUGUGCUACCUGUACAGACAUUCAUUGACUUCAGUGGGACACUAAGGGAUUGAAGACAGUCAGCAUGGCUCUACCCAUAGACCCAAUGGAGGAGCCGCGAAUGUACCAGCAAACCUUGCUGCAGGACGGCCUGUAUGAUCUUCUGGAGAGUGAUAUGAUGGUUGAUUGUGUGUUGAAGAUAAAAGACAAGGAGUUUCCCUGCCACCGGUUGGUCCUGGCGGCCUGCAGCUCCUACUUCAGAGCUUUCUUCAAAUCAGGUGUGGAGGAGAGCAAACAGCGAGAGAUUGUUUUGGAGGACGUGGAGCCUGGAGUCAUGGGAAUUAUCCUGAAGUACCUCUACACCUCCAACAUCAAUGUGACAGAGCAAAACGUUCAGGACAUCUUCGCCUUGUCUAACAUGCUUCAGAUCCCGUCAAUAUUCACUGUAUGUGUCUCGUUCCUGCAAAAGCGCCUGAGUUUGAGCAACUGCUUAGCCAUUUUUAGAUUAGGCCUGAUGUUGGAUUGUCCUCGUCUUGCCAUAUCGGCGAGGAACUUUGCUUGCGAGCGCUUUCAGUUUAUUACUCGGGAUGAGGAAUUCCUGCAGCUGACUCCAAGCGAAUUGGCGGCAGUUUUGGCAUCAGACUCUUUGAACGUAGAGACGGAGCAGGAUGUUUUUGAGGCUUUGAUCAAGUGGGUUGGACAUGACCAAGAGAACAGAAUUGGGGACUUACCAGAUCUGCUGGACUGCAUCAGGCUACGUCUGGUUCCUCGGGACUACUUUGUCAAAAAUGUGGAGAAACAUGAGUGGUUGAGCUCGAAUCCUGAGAUCACUAAGAAACUCCAACUGGUCAAAGAUGCCCAUGCGGGGAAGCUUCCGGAACUCAAGAAAACCAAAAACAAAAAGAGUCCUAGUGAGGAAGGACAGAAGAAGGGAGAUGAAGAGGAGGUGGAGGAGGAGGAAGAGCAGGAAGAGCGACUUCCAGGAAUCUUGAAUGACAACCUGCGGUUCGGGAUGUUCUUGAGAGAGUUGAUCUUUUUGAUCAAUGACUCUGCAUCGGUGGCUUAUGACCCAACAGGAAAUGAUUGUUAUGUGGCAUCGGUCUCAACUCAAAUUCCCAAAAACCAUUGCAGUCUGGUCACAAAGGAAAACCAGAUAUUUGUGGCAGGUGGACUCUUUUUUGAUGAGCAGAGCAAAGAUGAACAGAUUUACUCAUACUUUUUACAGUUCGACCCUGCAUCGUCUGACUGGAUGGGAAUGCCUCCAAUACCCUCCCCUCGCUUCCUGUUUGGGAUGGGUGAAGCCGAAAACUUCAUCUUUGUAAUUGGAGGAAGAGAAAUGAAGGAAGGAGAAAACAUUUUGAACACAGUUAUGGUUUACGACAGACAGUUUCUUAAAUGGGCUGAGUCAGAUCCUCUUCCCUACCUAGUGUAUGGCCAUGGAGUUGUGUCUCAUAAUGAAAUGAUUUAUGUAAUCGGAGGAAAAGGAGAAAACAAAGAGUGUCUGAAUCGGGUAUGUGCUUAUGACAUUAAAACGCAUCAAUGGAAAGACCUUGCUCCAUUAAACACAGCACGCUCGCUCUUCGGGGUCACAAUCCACAAAAACAACAUCUACGUGGUGGCUGGUGUUACUGACUCAGGCCUCACGGGCAGCGCUGAGGUCUAUGACAUCAAAACCAACAAGUGGUCAGAGUUUGUUGAGUUUCCUCAGGACCGCAGUUCUCUCAGUCUGGUCUCUGUCAGUGGGGUCCUCUAUGCUGUGGGGGGAUUUGCCAUGUUUCCUAAAGAGGACAGUGAUGAUCUCAUGCCACUGGAGAUGAAUGACAUCUGGAGGUAUGAUGAAAGCGAGCGGACAUGGAGCGGCAUACUGAGGGAGAAUCGAUACGCAUCUGGUGCAACAGUUCUGGGAGUUCGUCUUAACACUCUUCGCCUCACUAAAAUGUAAACCUAUACACUAGUGCUGGCCAAUCAUUCACUGCACCAAAAUCUAAAUAUAAACUCUCUGCUGAUUUUAAAUUGUUUUAAUAACAUGAGAUAAAUUUAAAGCAUGCCUGGCUCAGUUGGAACAUUUGUUUCAGAACAUGGCACAUUUUGUCUAGACAUGCAUGAGCACUGCAAUCAUGCUAAAUUCCACAACCCUUUAAAAAGUAGUUUACUUUUGGUAAAAAUGCUAUUAACCAAUCUUUACAGGUGUCAAUUCCAGUUCCUAAAGGGCCCAUAUAUAUAUAUAU